GGCAAAGACAGGGAGAUGGGAACCCAUGCACGCAUGGCAUUUAUUUCCGGCGCCAAUUUCGAACCUCGUACGGCUUCCGCCUUCGCGCUACGAGCGAGCAAGCAAGCAAGCAAAUUGUGACCGGAUCGGGCCUGGACGCGAUGCUCCGGCCCCCUGACGUAGGAGAGGGGGUUUAGCGGGGUCACGCUCUGCUGGGGCCCAUAGCAACGCUGAGCGCUGCCACUGGGCUUCCUUGUUAGGAGGUUACAUACCUACCUAGGUACCUGGGUGGUAGGCAAGUAGGAGGUAGGUUUAGCUGUAUCCCUACCUGAACCCAAGGCAAUGUGUGCGUGUGGAUGCGUGUGCUCGCUGCCACCCAAGCUUGUGUGCUGUGUUCUGUGAGCGUCUCUGUCGUGAUUCGGACGGAACCUCUUCUCGACAACGCGGCUUAUCUCCUCCCUUCGUUGCCACCUUCACUGACCCUCCCGAAACAUGUGGAAUUGUAUGCGUCCGAUACAUAUGUGCGCGUAGGAUGCGGCGUGUACCUCUCUCUGCAUUUGGCAGUCGGUUGCGAUAGACCGCUGCUGAUGUCUAGACCUGUCCGUAGGGAGGUAUGGAUGACACCAACCCCGGGAUGAUGGUAUGUUAAACUGCUACCCCAAGAACCCACCCGCUUUCCACUGUAUUUUCCCGGUCAGUAGUACGCACCGAUGUAGGCAGGCUGGGUGGGGAGAUCGGAGGCGACGAUGAUCGAUGAGAUAGGUCGCACU
Molecule: messenger RNA, 749 nt
Organism: Durotheca rogersii
Lineage: Eukaryota; Fungi; Ascomycota; Sordariomycetes; Xylariales; Xylariaceae
Exons: 1
Coding region: 336-617 (93 amino acids)
Source: RefSeq, a predicted model, not a curated record